Juglans regia (Persian walnut) is the source of this 1605-nucleotide messenger RNA. RefSeq names its product RNA demethylase ALKBH9B-like. NCBI's taxonomy places the organism in Eukaryota, Viridiplantae, Streptophyta, Magnoliopsida, Fagales, Juglandaceae. The record is from RefSeq and is a predicted model, not a curated record. The transcript has 6 exons. Bases 1 to 1605 code for a protein of 534 amino acids. Gene Ontology annotation, biological process: mRNA catabolic process. Gene Ontology annotation, molecular function: mRNA binding; demethylase activity.
AUGUCUUUUGCCGCUCACAAAAUUUGCAUCGCUCUUCAACCCCCACGCAGACGGACUACUAAGUACUCUUCUCCCUCUCUUCCUAAACCCUCUCGCCGAGUCCGCUCAGCCAUGGAUGACCGCUCCGUCCUACCGCUCGGCCCUUUACUACUCAAUUUUAAGCCCUCGGAGCUCCGAAUCGCGUCGAAGUUCCUCACCACUUGGCUCCCCUUCCUUUCCAGAGAUCUCUGCCAAGACUGCUUCCAAACCUUUUCUGAUCGCCUCCGCUCCCUCGAGCUCGAAAUUAGUACUGAUGCCGGACACGAGUUCUCGGACGAGGACUUUGAUGCUCCAGUUUCGGAGAAAACCGAAUCGCAGCUGGGGAUGAAUGACUAUUACGACGAGACCAGCGACACCUAUUCCGUCGGUAGUUGGAUAGACGGUGCCAACGGAUAUUUUGAUUAUUUUGUUCCAGAACAGUUUAUGAGCGGACCACCUAGCCACGAUCGGAUGUCCUGGGCCAACAUGGCAAAGGAGGAAGAAGACGUGCUCGUAGAAGAGGACGAUGAGGAGGACUCUGAGGCCAUGACCAAAAGGGUGGUUGGUGUGAAUACUUCCACCGGGGAAUCGAGAAUAUCGAUGAAGGCCAUUGCGAAGCCACCGAAGCCGAAGUUGUUAAGGGAACAGAGAGAGCGCAUUCGGUUAAUGAAUGUGAAGCGAAAGCAAGACUUUGUUUGGUCUGAAAAAUUGAAGGGUAAGAUUGUUAAUAUUCUGGAAGGGCUUGAGCUUCACACUGGUAUUUUUAGUGCUGCGGAGCAGAAGAGAAUAGCAGAUUAUGUGUAUAAACUUGAGGAGAUGGGGAGAAAAGGAGAAUUGAAAGAACGGACAUUUACGGCACCGACUAAGGGCAAGGGACGUGUGACAAUUCAAUUUGGGUGCUGUUACAAUGAUGCAACGGAUAAAAAGGGUAAUCCAGCUGGAAUUCUCCAUGAUCAGACUGUAGAUCCUAUGCCUCAUCUUUUCAAGGAGAUCAUUAAGAGGCUGAUCAGAUGGCAUGUACUUCCUGGGACCUGUAUACCCGAUAGUUGCGUUGUCAACAUCUAUGAAGAAGGGGACUGUAUGCCUCCGCACGUUGACAACCGUGAUUUUUUACGGCCAAUUUGCACUGUGUCAUUUCUAAGUGAGUGCGAUAUCAUUUUUGGAUCGAACUUAAAGGUUUUGGGUCCUGAUAAUUUUGAAGGUUCUGUUUCAAUCCCCCUUCCAGCUGGAUCUGCUCUUGUAUUAAAUGGAAAUGGAGCUAAUAUGGCUAAGCAUUGUGUGCCACCCGUUCCUACAGCGAGGAUAUCAAUCACGUUUAGAAGAAUGGAUGACUCCAAACGGCCGAUUGGUUAUGUUGCAGAACCUGAUUUGCAGGAUAUUCAACAAUUGCCGUAUGUAGUGGACAGAAGAUAUAGGUUAAAGAAUUGUCCAAGGCCCGAGCAUUACAGUAUGAUGACAUGGAGGGGAUGUAGCGAGGAAAGAAGCACUAGCAGGAAGCCUCGUUCAUCUUCAUGUCAGUCAUGCCGACGUAAUUCAUUAAGUCGGAGUCGAGGGCCUCCAUAUAGGAACAGAAGUAGGGUGCGUUGA